Molecule: messenger RNA, 786 nt
Organism: Camelina sativa (false flax)
Lineage: Eukaryota; Viridiplantae; Streptophyta; Magnoliopsida; Brassicales; Brassicaceae
Source: RefSeq, a predicted model, not a curated record
UUUGUGUUUAUCUCUCUCUCUCUCUCUCUCUCUCUCUGAUGUUGAUGUUAUUGAAAUUGGAACUCUUCCACUUAACUUGGAGUUGUUUGUUUUUUCUUCAUUGAGCUUUUUGCGAGAUCUUGAAAUUGAGAUUUUUUUUUUUUCAUCGUUUCUGAAUCUUACAAGAAGAUGUCUUGGGUUCGAUUCACGAUUGAGCAAAAAGAUGGCAACUUUGCAUACCCACCACCGUUUUACAAAGACCCAAUUCUUUCUCCGCCGUCUCCUCCUCCUCCGCCACCGUCGUCCGGUAACAGAAUCAGUCCGGCGGUUCUCUUUGUAAUUGUGAUUCUAGCUGUCUUGUUCUUCAUCUCUGGGCUUCUUCAUUUGCUCGUUAGGUUUCUCAUAAAGCAUCCUUCUGCUACUGCUUCUUCAAGGUCUAAUAGAUUCCCUGAGAUCUCAACUAGUGAUGCUCUUCAAAGACAGCUUCAACAGCUUUUUCAUUUGAAUGAUUCUGGUCUUGAUCAAGCUUUUAUCGACGCUUUACCUGUUUUUCACUACAAAGAGAUUGUUGCUAGUGGUGGUGGUGCUCAAGAGCCAUUUGAUUGCGCGGUUUGUCUCUGUGAGUUCUCUGAGAAAGAUAAGCUGAGAUUGUUACCAACGUGUAGCCAUGCGUUUCAUUUGAACUGUAUUGAUACUUGGCUUCAGUCGAAUUCUACUUGUCCUCUUUGCCGUGGCACUCUCUUUUCCCCUGGUUUCUCUAUGGAGAACCCGAUGUUUGAUUUCGAUGAUAUAAGGGAAGAUGAAGAG